Cynocephalus volans (Philippine flying lemur) is the source of this 3098-nucleotide messenger RNA. RefSeq names its product dishevelled segment polarity protein 1 (gene DVL1). Gene Ontology annotation, cellular component: cytosol. The transcript is spliced from 15 exons. Gene Ontology annotation, molecular function: frizzled binding. The coding region runs from base 57 to 2135 and encodes 692 amino acids. The record is from RefSeq and is a predicted model, not a curated record. NCBI's taxonomy places the organism in Eukaryota, Metazoa, Chordata, Mammalia, Dermoptera, Cynocephalidae. Gene Ontology annotation, biological process: intracellular signal transduction; canonical Wnt signaling pathway.
CGGGAACGGGCGGCCGGGCCGGGCGGGCCCCGCGCCGCCGCCGUCGCCGCCGCGCCAUGGCGGAGACCAAGAUCAUCUACCACAUGGACGAGGAGGAGACGCCGUACCUGGUCAAGCUGCCCGUGGCCCCCGAGCGCGUCACGCUGGCCGACUUCAAGGGCGUGCUCAGCAACCGGCCCGUGCACGCCUACAAAUUCUUCUUCAAGUCCAUGGACCAGGACUUCGGGGUGGUGAAGGAGGAGAUCUUCGAUGACAACGCCAAGCUGCCCUGCUUCAAUGGCCGCGUGGUUUCCUGGCUGGUUCUGGCUGAGGGCGCUCACUCAGAUGCGGGGUCCCAGGGCACUGACAGCCACAUGGACCUGCCUCCAACUCUUGAGCGGACAGGUGGCAUUGGGGACUCACGGCCCCCCUCCUUCCACCCCAAUGUGGCCAGUAGCCACGACGGGAUGGACAAUGAGACUGGCACCGAGUCCAUGGUCAGCCACCGGCGGGAGCGAGCCCGACGCCGGAACCGUGAGGAAGCCUCAAGGCCCAAUGGGCACCCGAGAGGAGACCGGCGGCGGGAACGGGGGCUGGCCCCGGACAGCGCCUCCACUGUGCUGAGCAGCGAGCUGGAGUCCAGUAGCUUCAUCGACUCUGAGGACGACGAGAACACGAGCCGGCUGAGCAGCUCCACAGAGCAGAGCACCUCCUCCCGGCUCGUCCGCAAGCACAAGCGCCGGCGGCGGAAGCAGCGCCUUCGGCAGACAGACCGGGCCUCAUCCUUCAGCAGCAUCACCGACUCCACCAUGUCCCUGAACAUCAUCACUGUCACACUCAACAUGGAGAGGCACCACUUCCUGGGCAUUAGCAUCGUGGGCCAGAGCAAUGACCGGGGUGACGGUGGCAUCUACAUUGGUUCCAUCAUGAAGGGCGGGGCGGUGGCUGCUGAUGGCCGCAUCGAGCCUGGCGACAUGCUCCUGCAGGUGAAUGAUGUCAACUUCGAGAACAUGAGCAAUGAUGACGCCGUGCGGGUGCUGAGGGAGAUCGUGUCCCAGACGGGGCCCAUCAGCCUCACGGUGGCCAAGUGCUGGGACCCAACCCCCCGGAGCUACUUCACCAUCCCCAGGGCUGACCCCGUGCGGCCCAUCGACCCGGCCGCCUGGCUGUCCCACACGGCGGCGCUGACGGGAGCCCUGCCGCGCUACGGUACGAGCCCCUGCUCGAGUGCUGCCACGCGCACCAGCUCCUCCUCACUAACCAGCUCCGUGCCCGGCGCUCCACAGCUGGAGGAGGCACCGCUGACAGUGAAGAGCGACAUGGGCGCGGUCGUUCGGGUCAUGCAGCUGCCAGACUCGGGCCUAGAGAUCCGCGACCGCAUGUGGCUCAAGAUCACCAUCGCCAACGCUGUCAUCGGGGCGGACGUGGUGGACUGGCUGUACACGCAUGUGGAGGGCUUCAAGGAGCGGCGCGAGGCCAGGAAGUACGCCAGCAGCAUGCUCAAGCACGGCUUCCUGCGGCACACGGUCAACAAGAUCACCUUCUCUGAGCAGUGCUACUACGUGUUCGGGGACCUGUGCAGCAAUCUUGCAGCCCUGAACAUCAACAGUGGCUCCAGUGGAGCCUCGGAUCAGGACACACUGGCCCCGCUGCCCCACCAGGCUGCCCCCUGGCCCCUGGGUCAGGGCUACCCCUACCAGUACCCGGGGCCCCCGCCCUGCUUCCCACCUGCCUACCAGGAUCCCGGUUUUAGCUACGGCAGCGGCAGCACUGGGAGUCAGCAGAGUGAAGAGAGCAAAAGCAGCGGGUCCACCCGGAGCAGCCGUCGGGCCCCGGGCCAUGAGAAGGAGCACCGGGUGGCCGGAGCUGGGGGCAGCGGCAGCGAAUCAGCACACACGGCGCCUAGUGGGACGGGCAGUGGCUGGCGGGAGCGUCCGGCCAGCCAGCUCAGCCGUGGCAGCAGCCAGGCCUCAACGGUUGCCCCAGGGCUCCCUCCGCUGCACCCCCUAACGAAGGCCUAUGCGGUGGUGGGUGGGCCGCCUGGGGGGCCACCUGUCCGGGAGCUGGCUGCUGUCCCCCCGGAGCUGACCGGUAGCCGCCAGUCCUUCCAGAAGGCUAUGGGGAACCCCUGCGAGUUCUUCGUGGACAUCAUGUAGCCCAUUGCAACACUUUCAGUUGUGUACUGGGUGGCCGCAGUCCUGGGGCAGCCAUAGCCCUGCUGCACCCAGCGGGGUGGGCUUGCCUUAGUGGUGGCCAGCCUGGGACAGGCCAGCCUGUGGGGUCUGGGCCUGGGUGGGCAGUGGGAGCAGUGGAGGUGAGAGACUGAGGACGGCCUGGACGUAGCCCAUCUGCUCCUGGGGUCUUUCCUGGUGGGGAGCAGGUUGUCAUACAGAUCCUCAGGGGAGAGUCCCUCUCUGUCCUCAGGCAGAUCUGACCCACCCCCUCAGCGUGAGCCUCAGGGACCCUCACCCCUCCUUGGUCUGGAGGCGACCCCCUCUAUGAGGAAGACCCACUUGGGCACCGUGCCACCCCCCACUCUCCUAAAGAGCUGUGCACGGGGCCCAGAUUGAACAAGACCAGCACCCCUCCCCACCCAGCUCACAGGCCUGCCCAUCUGGCCCUGGAGGGGGGCCCUCGAGGGGAUUAGAAUCUGUGGAUGCCCAGAGGAGGGGUCUAAUUUAUUUAUUUAUUACCUGGCCUGUGGGCUCUGGGGGAGGGGUGGUCAGGUCAGUGCCACCCCUGCCCAGCAGGAACUGAGUCUGCAUGUUGUCCCCUCCCAAGCGCGUGGACAACAGGUUGGUGGGAGAGACAAGAAAGAGGCCAGGCAGGAGGGGAAUGUGACCCUAAGGGUCAGGGGGCACGGAUGUGCACAGCUGCUGCAGGGAUGGGGUCGUGGGGACAUGGGAGGGCAGCUGGGCCUGUCCUCCCUGUCCCUGGGUGAGCGCCUGCCCACAUACGUGCUGCCUUCCUGGCAUCUCUGGCCCUGCACCUCUGUGCUGUAGAUAUUGUAUCAAAGUCCCAGCGUCCGGCUAGUUAACAUAGAGCUGCUUCCGUGUAAAUGCUGCUUCUGUGUAAAUGCUAUUUUAAACACUAAAAAUCAUUUAAUUUUGUGGGGCCGA